AUGUCAUCGGAAGAAUUCAAAGGACUUCCGAUCAAACGAGAUAUAUCCUCCACUAUCUAUGCUGAUAGACCUCCAGCAUUAUCUGCUCCUCCGUGCGUUGGUGCUACUGGGAAUGAUAAAAUACAAGUACUACCGAUCCCCAAGAAAUCUAGGACUAUCAAAACCGAUAAGCCAAGACCUUUCCUAUGCCACAUCUGUACAAGGGGGUUCGUGAGACAAGAGCAUUUAAAACGACAUCAAAGAGCACAUACGAACGAGAAACCCUUUCUCUGUGUCUUUUGCGGAAGGUGUUUUGCAAGAAGGGAUCUGGUUUUGCGGCAUCAACAUAAACUACACUCAGCACUGGUUUCUAAAGAAUCUAUAAACUCUAAGGAUAAAACUGAAAUAGAUGCUAUCAAUGAUAAGAAUAUAAUUCAGAUUCAAGGCAAUAAGCAAACAAUUUUACCAACGCCUAGCAAUCCGCUAGCAAAGACGGCAGUACAGUUGAAAAAAGCCGCCAAAGAGAAAAAAAAUGGUAAGCAAGGCAAAUUAGACCUGAGUCCUUCAUACGGGGCAAAUAAUCAUAGUACAGACGUUUCACCGUCAGUGGGGAACUCAUCAACACCUGCUGUAAUCGAAGAGACAGACUCGUCUUCCCAUUUUCCGCUUCCAGAUACAAAUAUUCCGACCAAAUCAAAGAGGCAUGCAUCAUUUUCGGCAUCUAGCGCAUUCACAUAUAGUUCAGAUAACUUUCAAAAGCUACAUCAACAAGCAAAAUCGGAUUUUGAUGAACUACAGGAAAGUAUCCCUCACCAAGUGGGAUUUUCUACACCCCAAUUAACGGCACAACAACUUAUAGAAAAUGCUAUUGAAUCUGGUGUUGUGGACUUGGAAACUUUGGAUUUACCGCCAUUUUUAUCGUUAGAUGGCUUACCACCCGCGAGCUCAAGUGCUGCUGUAGCAGCAUCCGAGCAGAUAGAUAUCUGUCCCUCCUCUGCGACAGACACUAUCUCUGGCGCUAACAGUACUCCAAACCAAGCAGCAACAGCUCCUCCUUUUCAAUUACCAAUAGCAAGGGAAAGCAGUUCCUUGUUUUUGGCAAAUACCCCUUAUUUAUCUGACUUUUUAACAAUGGGAUCUUCCUAUGGUGGUUCUGGAGGGUUUGCCAAAUCUAUCACUGCUGAUCCCAGUUUGGACUAUUUCAACUACAAAAACCAUUCGCAUCCAGAUUCAAGGCAUAACAACAGCUCCAGCGGUAUCAAUUAUAGCAAUAAUAAAAACAACAAUGAAUCAAUUGAAAAAUCUCAAAACAACAGUAACGUAAUCAAUGAAACUAUUGACCACACUGACAUCCAUGCCCAUCACGCGGAUGCUCAUGAUGACUCCUUCAUAGAAAGUGAAGAGUGGCUCUCUAAGUUUAUUAUGGACUCUCAGAUUGAUAAUGAUCUUAAACUUAAUAUAAACCAUUUUAACGAUAUUGGGUUUAACAAUUUACACCCUCAAAAUCCUACGACCCAUUCUGAACCAAGAAAUAUGCAUAAUGAAAACAGAGAUAUGCACCGAUCUGCAAGCAAAUUUCAAUCUGUAUCGGAAAACAUCUCUCCAAGGGAACAAAUGUCUUUGUUUAAAACUAAACAGAACAAGGCCAUUUCAAAAUUUCUGUCUGACGAGAAAAUUCCUUCAACUGCGUCACCAUCUUCCUCUGCUUCGCCAGUUCAGUUUGAUAAAAAAAAUGUUGACAUCAAUGAAUUUUUACUGGACGAGUCCGUGUCCAACUUAUUCACGACUAGGCAAAUUGAUUUAUUCAAGAAAAAUGUGAACUUAUAUUCACCACUAUUUCAAAAUCAAAAAGACGCAGUCUCAUCUACAAGCCUGACGCCAUCGUUGACUACACAAACUGCAACGACACAAUCGGGGCCAGGGUGGACAGAUUCCUCCCAAAAGCUGACUUUCUUUACAGAACAGUUGAGAAAUUUAAUUAUUAAAGAAAACAAUCUAAAGUCUAAUCUCUUUCCCACUGUUGAUGAACUGAAUCAUUAUGUCGAUUUAUAUCAAGUGGAAUUUCAUAAAUAUUUCCCCUUUAUUCAUUUAUACUCAAUUAUACCAUCCAGUGAAAACUAUCCUUUAGUAAUAUCCAUCAGUAUGAUUGGUGCUCUUUACGGAUUUCAUUCCACACAUGCACUACUAUUGUCGAAAAUAGCAAGGACGAGAGUUAGAAUGUUCCUAGAAAAUACUCGAAGCAAUCAUGAUAAGACACCAAUUUGGCUAAUGCAAUCUUUAGUCUUAUUAACGUUUACCAGCAUUUUCUCCAAUGAUAUGAAUGCCUUUAGAACCGUGAAUACCCAGAUAAUGAUUUUGGUUCAGUUGAUUAAAAUUUCAAAGUUGAAUUACCCAUUAGAAAACUUCAUUAAGCCACCGAUCGAAAGUGACCAUGUUUUAGAAUAUCAAGAUAACCCCGCUGUUUUGAACCAGUUCAAGGCUCAAUACAAUACCCGUGAACAAAUAAACAGAAAUUUCAAAUAUUUUAUCUUAGCACAAUCAAGAAUAAGAAUAUGCCACAUAGUCCUGCUGAUUUCUAACCUCUUUAAAUCCUUAGUGGAUUUCGAUUGUUGUUUUCAUUCCAUAGAUUUGAAGUGUGGUGUUCCUUGUUACAACGAGGUACUGUUCUUUUGCGAAAAUUCAAGAACUUGGAAUGAGAACUUGACGAGAUUCAAUAUCGUUUUGGAUUCCAAGUUUUCCCUAAUUGAAGUAUCUAAUGGUGAAUCAAACUACGAGAAGUGCUUGAUGUAUUUGUCAAACGGUAAUCCUUAUCUUUAUAAAAACGCUAAAAUCUCAUUCAAGACUUUGCUAUCUUUACUGAUCUCUAUUCAUGAAAAGAUAAACAUCGAAAGAGAUGCGUUGAAAGAUAGUUACGAAAGCGAUUUCCAUGCGAAGAAUGUUCAGUGGCGGAUGCAUUCAAGACCCUUGGUCGCCACAAUGCUAAAACAUUGGGAACUACUUUACAUCAAAAAUGGUGGGAUAUUGGCUCUCAGUGACGAAAACCUGCCAAUAAUAAAUACUAAUCCGUCGUUUAGAUUGAUAAUUCCCUUGUACUUCUUUGCAAAGCUAAGGAAGUGCCUUGAUAUUGCUCCAACACUAAGAUGCAUUUGGAACCAAGACUGGAACUCAAUGAAUAGCUCUUUAGAAAAAGUGUGCUACGAGCGGGAAUCACUACGAGAGGCCACAGAGUACGCUGUAUCCGUUAUCACUUUCUGGAUUGAUACUGUCUCUGUAAUGAAGGGUAAAUCGACACAGACUCCAAUCUUCACCAUUACUUGUAUUUUUGUUUCGAUAUUGGUCAUAGCGGGGUACAUGAGGAGAUUGGAAGACUUUGCUCAAAACAAAAACAGUGAUUGUAUGAUUGGUAGUUUAAAAAGCACUGACAGGAUCUUGUGGUUAAAAGCAUUCAAAACUUUGAAGAGGAUCGAAUCACAUUUAUCUGAAAGAGAGUAUAAAUUACAAACAUUUGCUGAGUUUUUAAGGGUUCCAGAUAAUGGCAGUCUUGAUAUUGAGAGUUUGGACUCAUCCUUAAUAGAGAAUACUUUGAAUUCACAUGAUGUUACCAAUCAAGCGCUGGACAUAAUCACGAGAACAAGAUUGUCAUCAAGAACAUUGUAUUGCGGUGCUAGAAUUCUUGGCGAUACACCAGUCUGGCCCGUAUCUCUGUUGUUUGCUCAUGCCUUACAAUCUAGGGCUAUUUACAAUAUCAACCACAGGAAAUCUGUAAACAGUGUAUAG
Molecule: messenger RNA, 3756 nt
Organism: Saccharomyces cerevisiae S288C
Lineage: Eukaryota; Fungi; Ascomycota; Saccharomycetes; Saccharomycetales; Saccharomycetaceae
Gene: TDA9
Product: Tda9p
Exons: 1
Coding region: 1-3756 (1251 amino acids)
Biological process (GO): regulation of transcription by RNA polymerase II
Cellular component (GO): nucleus
Molecular function (GO): DNA-binding transcription factor activity, RNA polymerase II-specific; RNA polymerase II cis-regulatory region sequence-specific DNA binding
Source: RefSeq, marked reviewed